Messenger RNA from Aspergillus oryzae RIB40, 1494 nucleotides. RefSeq names its product cytochrome P450. The transcript is spliced from 6 exons. The coding region runs from base 1 to 1494 and encodes 497 amino acids. Gene Ontology annotation, molecular function: monooxygenase activity; oxidoreductase activity, acting on paired donors, with incorporation or reduction of molecular oxygen; heme binding. NCBI's taxonomy places the organism in Eukaryota, Fungi, Ascomycota, Eurotiomycetes, Eurotiales, Aspergillaceae. The record is from RefSeq and is a predicted model, not a curated record.
AUGUCACCGUUCAUCUUUGCUGUCACAUUGACCUUCGCCAUCUUAGCUCUUGGUAUCCUCCGACGGCGCUAUUUCCACCCCCUCUCCAGGUUUCCAGGCCCUUUCCUCGGGUCUGUAACGAGUCUCUAUCAGACGUACUGGCAUGUCCAUCCCAACAAGACGCUUCAUGAUACAGAGCUACAUAAAAAAUACGGUCCGAUUGUGAGAUAUAGCCCAAACGGCCUCAUUGUUAAUGACCCAGCCCUGCUUCCGGUCAUUUAUAAUCGUCGCGCCAAUAAGACAGAUUUCUACGCUCCUGUCUUUGAUACACAUUCGACAUUUACCAGGAAGGACUACAGGGAACAUGUCGCGUCAAGAAAGGCAAUUAGCCAUGCGUAUUCGGUGACGAAUACUCGCUUAUUCGAGCCCCAAGUUGACGGUAUCCUGUCUGAGUUGAUCUCCCUGUUGAGUGAAUCGGCCACCGAAAAGCGAUUGGUUGAUAUUAUGGAUUGGUUUACCUACGAUGUCACUAGUCUGUUUGUAUGUGGUAAACCCUUUGGGUUUGUGGAGAAGCGUACAGAUGUCAAAGGCCUUAUUCAGAACAAGAACAAAGUUCUUUUCAUAAUCUUCAUUAUGACCAUCCAGGAGAACCUGUCUUGGAUUGUCCGCAACACGCGUUUGGGGCGGCGGUAUCUCAUGCCUCAUCCGACAGAUCAGUCGGGUCUUGGUGUUGUCAUGGCGGAGAGAGACCGCAUCGUGGAUGCGGUCAUUGACAACGAUGGCAAGGUUAAACGCCACCUGUUGGUAAAGGGGAGUCUUUUGAGCAGCCUCAUGGAGAUUCUCGGUACGGAAGGCUGUCCACUCAGCUUGGUAGAUGUCAAGGCUGAGAUAUUCUUUGCCAUGCUAGCUGGAUCCUCUGUUACCCCGAGCCAGCUCGCCCGAGUCAUCUUCCAUAUAUCGCGUAACUUCAAGGUCCAGGAGAAGCUAUACGAAGAGCUUGUCGCAGCAGAACAGGACGGUCGAAUCCCACCUCUAUCCGCCAUAAUCUCGGAUGAGCAGGCUCACAGACUCCCGUUUCUUUCUGCUUGUAUCAGAGAGGCUCAACGAUACGCUCCUACCAUGUCCCAACUGCCUCGUUAUGCGCCCGAGGGGACUGGGCUAGAGUUACACGAGCAGUACGUUCCCCCAGGGACAAGCGUAUCUACCAGCCCAUGGAUCAUUGGCCGAAAUAAAGACCUGUACGGUGAGGACGCAAACUCGUUCCGGCCAGAACGAUGGUUAGAAGCAUCUCCCGAGGAAGAAAGACGAUGGGACCACUUUUCCUUUCAUUUUGGAUAUGGAGCUCGGAAAUGUCUUGCGAAUAAUUUCGGCCUGAUGCAGUUGUACAAAGUUGCUGCUGAGGUAUUUCGUCGUUUUGAAGUUAAAGUUGAAGGGUCGAACGAGGAUACAGUCAGUGGAGGGCCGCCUGCGAGUGCCAGGUUUCGCUUUGAUCGCAGAGCAAGAUCCUGGUCAUAA